This is a messenger RNA of Cygnus atratus (black swan), 1127 nucleotides long. RefSeq names its product transmembrane protein 250 (gene TMEM250). The record is from RefSeq and is a predicted model, not a curated record. The coding region runs from base 570 to 989 and encodes 139 amino acids. The transcript is spliced from 3 exons. NCBI's taxonomy places the organism in Eukaryota, Metazoa, Chordata, Aves, Anseriformes, Anatidae.
AGACCCCGAAGGUCCCCCGCUAAAAGUGGCCGCGGGGCCCCGGACAGCGGCAGCGCGGCUCCAGCUGCCGGUACCGAAGUCCUUCGGGGCGUGGGCAGGGGAAGGAGCAGGGCGCUGUGGGGCAGGAAGGCCCCAGCGGAGCCCCCGAGCAGCGGGUGGCCUGCCGCGUUCCGCACCUACGGGCUGGGCCCGCUCCUGCGUCCGUCCCGUUCGUAAGCCUUGGCAGCGUGUGCUCGCCGCGGUGUUCGGCGUGGCCUAGAUCAACUCAUGUGUAGGAUGUUGUGGGUCUGUGAAGCACCUUAGCCGUUUCUUUCCCUCCUCCUAGAAGGCCGGGUGUCUCAGGAAAGCCGCGCUUUUUUAUCGCAAGAAUUAAGUGGCACCCAGGAACAGCAGCGGAUUAUCGACCUGCUGGGUGGAUGGCGGCGCCAUUAGCAAUGUCCCUUCCUUCCUGGAAACUCAGCAAAGAGUUAGCGUUCCCAGGCUGUUGGAGCUCUUCCGUGUUAACGGAUGAUAUUUGCUAUGUGCCCCGUAAGUCCUGCCCUGGGACUCGGUGAGCGGUGGGGUGCCCGAUGCCUGUAAUCCCCAUUCCCCGCCGGGUCCGCUCGUUCCACGGCCCCCACACGACCUGCCUGCAUUCGGCCUGUGGCCCGGUAAGGACCACUCACUUGGUGCGCACCAAGUACAACAAUUUCGACAUCUAUCUGAAAUCCCGAUGGAUGUACGGAUUCAUUCGUUUCCUGCUGUACUUCAGCUGCAGCCUGUUUACCUCCAUCCUCUGGGUGGCACUCUCUAUCUUGUUUUGCCUUCAGUACCUUGGCAUCCGGAUCUUUCUGCGUUUCCAGUACAAACUCUCCAUCAUCCUCCUCUUACUGGGGCGAAGGCGGGUAGACUUCAGCCUCCUGAAUGAACUGCUCAUCUACGGAAUUCAUGUGACCAUGCUGCUAGUGGGGGGGCUGGGAUGGUGUUUCAUGGUAUUUGUGGAUAUGUAAAUAAACCAAGCGCAUGUGGGCUAAGAAGGUGACUUUUCUUCUACCCCCAAAUGUGUCAAUUAUCCUCUUUUCUUUUUUAUAUAAAUUAAUUUAUUUAUCAGUGCUACUUUUUAUUGAUAAAUUAAUGUACUUGUCUCU